AUGGGGAAGAUCACUUUCUACGAGGACCGCGGCUUCCAGGGCCGCCACUACGAGUGCAGCUGUGACCACCCGAACCUGCAGCCCUACUUCAGCCGCUGCAACUCGGUGCGGGUGGACAGCGGCUGCUGGAUGCUGUAUGAGCAGCCCAACUAUGCGGGCAGCCAGUACUUCCUGCGGCGCGGGGACUACCCCGACUACCAGCAGUGGCUGGGCCUCAGCGACUCGGUCCGCUCCUGCCGCCUCAUCCCCCAC
This is a messenger RNA of Neomonachus schauinslandi (Hawaiian monk seal), 252 nucleotides long. RefSeq names its product gamma-crystallin E. Gene Ontology annotation, biological process: lens development in camera-type eye; visual perception. The transcript has 2 exons. The record is from RefSeq and is a predicted model, not a curated record. The annotation marks the transcript as partial. Gene Ontology annotation, molecular function: structural constituent of eye lens. Lineage: Eukaryota; Metazoa; Chordata; Mammalia; Carnivora; Phocidae.